CCGCCGAGCACAUGAACGCGGCACGUAUCCACACCCCUGUUACUUGUUCUAGUUUUCUGCUUGGAGGAAGUGGCCCCUUUCGCUCUUUACCGCGGGGAUACAAAAUAAUUAACAAACUAUUCUGUUGUUGGAAAAUUAAGCAAUUGUCGUCCCGGAAGAUUGAGAAAUCGUUUCUGCAGAAUAGCACGUUGUAACAACAUAGUUGUAAGAAGAUACGCCAGAGUGGAUCGUUUUGAGCUGGAGUAGCCUAGCCUUGGCUGCUCUGUUUACAUUGGGAUUGUUUUGAUGCGGGGUGUUUUCACGGUGACGUUUUUGCGUGGAAAACGACUAUAAAUCCUGCAACGAUGGCAAUGCAGGCCCAGGUGAUAUAUGACUUCAGUGCUGAACCAGGAAAUAACGAGUUGACAGUCAGGGAAGGAGAGACUGUCACCGUCCUCAACCAGAAUGUUGGUGGAGGAUGGAUAGAGGCUCAGAACUCCAGAGGAGAAAGUGGGCUGGUUCCGGAAGACUACUUACAGGUUGGUGCGGUGUCGUCCAGAACACCAGAGACAGCUACCUAUCCGGUUGCCUACAUCCCAGAGUCCAGCAACAGCACAAACACUCAGGUUGCUAACGGUGACAACCCUUGGUCUGGGGGAGGAGCUUACACCAACGACACAGCCGGGGGAUGGGAGACCCAGGGAUACGCACACACUCAACAGAAUGCAGGUGAUGAUGACGAUGAUGGUGAGUGGGAUGAAGAAUGGGAUGAUGCCAGAUCAACAGGGGGUUAUGGAGAAACUACAGGGGCUUAUGGAGAAACUACAGGGGAGGAGGAAGGACAGGCGGCAGGACGCGACACACACACACACAUGAAGCUAUCCCUCAACAAGUUUGCGUUCUCUAAGAUCCCCAACCCAGAGGUCUACCUGCUGGCUAAACUACCACCCAAAGGCAAAGACAGACUCGCCAUCUAUAUGGGAGAUGUGGGACCAGUGUGGCUGUAUCCCCAGUCUCCUCUUGACUGUGUCGUGGCUGAUCCUAAAAAGGGCUCUAAGAUGUACGGCCUGAAGAGUUACAUAGAGUACCAGGUCAUACCCAAUACGACCAACAGACCUGUCAAUCACAGGUAUAAGCAUUUUGAUUGGCUGUAUGAGCGCCUGUUGGAGAAGUUUGGUUCCGCCAUCCCCAUCCCCUCGCUGCCUGACAAACAGGUCACAGGUCGUUUUGAGGAAGAGUUUAUCAAGAUGAGGAUGGAGAGACUGCAGGGCUGGUUGUGUCGUAUGUGUCGACAUCCUGUCGUCUCCAACAGUGACGUCUUCCAACUCUUCCUCACGUACAGAGACGAGAAGGAGUGGAAGACCGGGAAGAGGAGAGCAGAGAAGGAUGAGUGUGUUGGACCAAUGGUCUUCUCCACCAUCGACCCUGAAGCUCCUGAGUUAGACAUAAUAGAAGUGGAGCAGAAGUGUGAGUUGUUCAGUAGGUUCACUAAGGAGAUGGAUGAUGGAGUUAAAGACCUGCUGAACGUUGGGAACAUACACUGGAAACGCUGCACAGGCCCUCUGCGUAAGGAGUACCAGAAGAUUGGGAAAGCCUUUCAGAACCUGUCAUCUGUCUUCAACACCAGUGGCUAUACAGGAGAGGCCACACUCACAGAUGCUCUCACAGCUGCAGGGAAAACAUACGAGGAGAUCUCACAGAUCGUAGCUGAGCAGCCCAGAAAAGACCUUCAUUUCCUGAUGGAAACCAACAAUGAAUACAAAGGGCUGCUAGGCUGCUUCCCUGAUACUAUAGGAGUACACAAGGCGGCUAUAGAGAAGGUGAGGGAAGGGGAUAAGAUGGUGGCAGCAGGGAAGAUCACCACACAGGAUAAAGUGACCAUGGCUAAACGCACCAGCAUCAUGUGCUACUCACUACAAGCUGAGAUGAACCACUUCCAUAGCAACCGUAUCUAUGACUACAACAGAGUCAUGCAGCUCUACCUGGAAGAACAGAUCAGGUUCUAUGAAACGAUUGCUGAGAAGCUGAAGCAAACCCUGGGCCAGUUUACCACCCUGUAAAGGGAAACACACACACAAACCUUGUUCUUCUCCUUUCUGCUUCGUGGACCAACAACUUUAAACAGGAUGGACUGGUGUCUGGAUGAUGUAGUUGGAAGACAGUGUCACCCUGUGCCUUUAACUGGACUGGUGUCUGGAUGAUGUAGUUGGAAGACAGUGUCACCCUGUGCCUUUUAACUACUCAAGGAGUUAAAGAUAAUGAGGUUAUAUUUUAAUAUUACAGUGCAGAA
Molecule: messenger RNA, 2269 nt
Organism: Salmo salar (Atlantic salmon)
Lineage: Eukaryota; Metazoa; Chordata; Actinopteri; Salmoniformes; Salmonidae
Product: sorting nexin-9
Biological process (GO): intracellular protein transport; mitotic cytokinesis; cleavage furrow formation
Cellular component (GO): plasma membrane; cytoplasmic vesicle
Molecular function (GO): protein binding; phosphatidylinositol binding
Source: RefSeq, a predicted model, not a curated record